Molecule: messenger RNA, 1281 nt
Organism: Plectropomus leopardus (leopard coralgrouper)
Lineage: Eukaryota; Metazoa; Chordata; Actinopteri; Perciformes; Serranidae
Gene: cd8b
Product: cd8 beta
Biological process (GO): regulation of immune response
Cellular component (GO): cell surface
Molecular function (GO): coreceptor activity; MHC class I protein binding
Source: RefSeq, a predicted model, not a curated record
GACUCUGCUGAGCUCUAGGUCAUGCACCUGGGCAAAGACCACAGCCCUGCAAACUGUCGCUCUACGCGUACGCACACUGUUGACCAAACAAAAUGAUCUUGCUGCCACUGGCGUGGACACUUGUGACAGUAUCGCUGUGGACAUCAGGUUUGAGCCAGAUCCUGCAACAAGACCCCAUCAAUGUUCUUUAUCCCAAGAUCCUCAGUACAGAGAUUAUCGAGUGUAACUGCGCUAACAUCACCUGUGACUCUGUCUACUGGUUCCGCAGUAUUUCCAACCAUCUCAAAGUAGAGUUCCUAGGCAGAUGCAACAGUGCUGACCGUGUUAGAUAUGGGGCUAAUGUGGACGAAGCACGCUUCAGUCUACACAGGAAGAGUGGUGCGUCCUUCGCGCUACGCAUCAUCAAUGUGACAGAAGAGGACACAGGGAUUUAUUCUUGUGUCCUCAAGGACAGGAAAAACACGGAAAUGUGGAAGCCGGGGAUUCUUCUUCGGCCGGGAGUGAUCCCUCCAACAUUACCUCCGAAGACAAAACCCAAACCACCAGUCAAGUCAGUCUGUCGCUGCCCGAAGAAGAAUUCUAAACAGGAUGGCUGCGGCUCUCUGGUUCUGUGGCCGUUGGUUGGCAUUAUUGCAGCCCUGGCUUUUGCUCUCAUCUGCACACUGUAUUACUUCAGCCGGCUACCCAAAAAAUGUCGGCACCAAUUUGGGAAGAAGAGGUAGAUGACUCAAAGUACUGCAUGUACAGCAUAUAUCUGACACAAAUGGCUGAGGUGUUUCUCUUGAGCUGAGGUCCAGUGAAGCAUAAAGGACAGGAAGACCCCGAAGAUUAACUCUGCUAACUGCUAACUGUUUAACAGCGAGAUGUGGGCCAGUCAGAGAGGAGUGUUGUGUUUUCAAGAGCAGCAACCAUGUAACGCAUUGUAAUAUAAACUGUUUCUUUUGUUUGUUUGUUUUAUUAAUCACAAGAUAGUUCCAGUCCCCCAUCAGUUAUAAGCACUGUGCUGUAACUGUUAACCUAUAAUAUUUUUGAUUCGUCAAUAUGCAGAUUACGUCAGAAUUUAUCCAGGUGCUUUUUCAAUUCGGCGGGUUUAUGAUCUUAAGCUUUUAUUUCUUUUUAUUAUGAUCAAAAUCAUUACAUCAUUUGGCCUUUAAAUCAUUAAAGGCCAAACCUUACCUUUUUAUUUACAAGAAAAAAACAGACUAAUAACCAGCUGAACUGAAAAAGAAAAUUUAGUCAGUUGCUUUUUGAUCUCUUCAAUAUGUAUUGUAUUGUUUUUGU